Messenger RNA from Lytechinus pictus (painted urchin), 5052 nucleotides. RefSeq names its product CYFIP-related Rac1 interactor B-like. Gene Ontology annotation, molecular function: small GTPase binding. Bases 41 to 1021 code for a protein of 326 amino acids. The transcript is spliced from 9 exons. Gene Ontology annotation, biological process: regulation of actin filament polymerization. The record is from RefSeq and is a predicted model, not a curated record. NCBI's taxonomy places the organism in Eukaryota, Metazoa, Echinodermata, Echinoidea, Temnopleuroida, Toxopneustidae.
AGAAACUUUCUAAUUUCGUCAGACACCCAAGCCAGACGCCAUGGGCAAUAUUCUAAGACUGUUAGCGCGAGAUGAGCCCCCUGAUAACCCACAAGUAUACAUAAAUUUUGAAGAUGCACAGCCGACAGAGCAGGAGAGAGAAAUAUUUGAGAGGACGGCCGAUAUUCUCAUAGAACUAGACACCAUUCUACAGGAUGUACAGGAUUACAAAGGAGCAGGAGAAGAAAUCAGACAGGCCAUCACAUCGCCGCGAGACAACGACCUUCAACAGAACGCCUGGGCUUCAGUGUGCCCUCUGGUGGCCAGACUCAAAAGGUACUACGAGUUCUCGAUCAAGUUAGACAAAGUCAACCAGGAGCUCCUCAACGCACUGUGCAUCGGUGCAGAUUCCCCCGUGCAGCAGCUGGAACAGAAGCAAGCGCUUGCGAAGCAGUUCGCUCAAGUCCUCCACUUCACGUUAAAGUUUGAUGACCUCAAGAUGACGAAUCCAUCAAUACAGAACGACUUCAGUUACUACAGACGGACGUUAAGCAGAACAAAGUUGGCAAACCAGCCUGAUCCUAAUAGGGUAGCAGUGAACAAUGAGAUGGCCAAUAAGAUGUCAUUAUUUUACGCCCAUUCCACACCGAUGCUCAAGACCAUUGUAGAUUCAACAAUCAAGUUUGUAUCAUCGAAUAAGGAGGUCUGGUGCGAGAAGACUACAGAUGUUCUCAGUACGAUGGCACAGAUCUGUAGGGUCAUGAUAGACAACCCUGACUUUGUAGCUCGCUUCCAAGAAAGGAACACCGUUCUCUUUUGCCUGCGUGUCAUGGUUGCCCUCAUCAUCCUCUAUGAUCAUGUUCAUCCCGUCGGAGCCUUUGACAAGAGCGCCCCCAUCAACGUUAAAAGUUGUGUAAAAGUACUGAAAGAACAGGAACCAACAGAGGUUGAGCACUUACUCAAUGCACUGAGGUACAACUCAAAGCACCUCAAUGACCAGGAUACACCAAAUGGAAUCAGAAAAGUGCUGCUCGUAUCGUAGGCGACGUCGCCUUCGUCAUCGCCCUCGACGGCGUCAUCGAUGACGUCAACAUCACAGUCUCUAUUUUGUACAAAGCCCAUUCAUUCCUUUUUAGUAUCCUCUGUAUAUACGUCUUUUUUUUUCUUGGAGUGGAAGAGGAGAGGAAAAAUUUGAAAGAUGAAGAUGAAAAAUUAGUCGCAGAGAGUCGCAUCUCAGGAAUUUAAUUUCGAAGGUAGAUCAGCAUCCAGGGCCUUGUUUCACAAAGAAUUGCGUUAAACUGCAACUCAAAAAUCGAUCGCAGCUCUGAAAUAUGCCUGUGGGAUUGGAUGAAAAGCAAGUUGCGUUUGAUUUUUGGGGAGUUGCGUUUGAAUGCAACUCUUCCUGCGACAGGCCUUAGUUAAUGGAAGACAAAGCAGGAUAAGGAAAGGUUUUUUUUUUCUCUCUCACUUAAUGCAAGGUCUUCUUACAAGAUAUUUAAUUACUGCACAAAUUGGAAAUGCAGUGUGACGUAGGUUCUUCUUUUUUACCGUGCCGUUGCAGUGGUGUGAUACAAACUUGACAGAUUGGCCCUGUGAAUUUAAAUGGGUCGUGAUGAAAUUUUGUUUCUUCGGAUUUCUGUUACUCCUUUCCAAAUUUGUCCUUCAUUACUGUUAUUAGGCCCGCACCCCACUACACAAUCCACCUGCAUCAGUAUGCUAGAAUUACUUAAAGGGAUGGUUUGGGCUGAAAAUAUUUACAUCUAAAUAAACAGAGUAAAAUUCACAGAGCAUAAUGCUGAAAAUUUCAUCAAAAUCGGAUAACAAAUAACAAAGUUAUUGAAUUGUAAAGUUUGGCAUUAUUUUGUGAAAACAGUUUUAUGCCCAUCGUCGUGAAUAUUCAUUAGGUGGGCUGAUGAUGUCACAUCCCCACACUCCCUUUUCUCAUGUUACUACAUGAAAUCAUAAAUGUUUCAUUUUUUCAUACAUGUGUAAGUGAUGUGUUCCAUUAUGAUGAAAUAAGUUGCGGCAAUAAAUAACUAAUACACUUAAUCAGUUGUCAAUGUAAUUGUUUUAAUUUUUGGUAAAAAUGUUUUGAAUAAACCUAAUUUCGAAUAAUAAAAUACAAAAGAACAUGUGGGGAUAUGACAUCAUCAGUCCACCUAAUGAAUAUUCAUGAAGACAUGCCUAGAACUGUUUCAUCUGAAUAAUGCAAAUCUUUAGAAUUAAAUAACUUCGUUAUUUGUUAUCCAAUUUUUAUCAAAUUUUCAGCAUUUUGCUCUGUGAAUUUUACUCUAUUUAUUAAGAUAUAUAUAUCUCCAGACUGGACCAUCCCUUUAAGUAGCUUGCAGGUAGAUGAUGUAGUGUGGUGGGCUUGAUUUGGAUGUAUCUAUUUUAAAUACAAUUCCUGACAUUAUUUGUGAAAUACUAUUUAUUCUUACCUUUCUGAAAGUGGAAGGCAUCAUUUUUUGGUGUGAAUAUACUGCUCUUAAGAUGUCAUUUUGUGUAAGAUACUGAUCCGACUCGUACUGAUAUUGUGGACGGACAUUUGUAGAUACCUCUAUUCUCUCUCUCGAUCUCCUCUUUUUUUUUUUGAUGUGUACAGUUGAAGUAAAUUAUAGUACGGAUGGAUGGUUCGUAGAUAGAGCUGUCAGAUAUGCAGUGGUAGGCUAAGGAUGUCAUGUUUCCGUUUAAGAAAGUAAUAGUUGAUGAUUUAAGAUGUUUCUGUGUCUUCGUAAAAGGGGGAUGCCUCGGGUUUGAAGCUAGAGCAGCGUGGAUCUUUGCAGUUGCCAGAAAUACUUGUAUCUGUAACAGAGACAUCAUGUGGGGUAAGCUGAGACGAUGUCCCAGUGAGACAUUCUUCGGCAAGGCCUGUGUAGCUUCGGGCAACUGUCCGGCAACUAGCCUUCGGGCAACCAUGGAAAGUGAGAUAAUGAGUUUACCAUACGGCUGUUUCCAGUGGCUUUAGCCAUUACAUAACCUCUGCUGGUCACAAAUUUCACUCUUCUCUGGGCAGAUGAUAACUGAUACCCCGUUUAGAUCUAUCUCUCUCUGGUGUCACACUAGACGAUCGUCUGGAGCAAACACGGUAUGAAAUUCCCUAUCAAAACACGAGGUGCACAUUGGGGCCGUUGAAUUCAUCUGCGGUGAUCGCGAGGUACAUCACGUCCCUUUGGACUCGCGAGUUGCGUUGUCAUGGUAAAAUGUCAAUUAAGGAGGAAAGCGCGCGCUGCGCAUCGAUCGCUCGGAUGUAGGAGUUCCGUUUACUAUGUCGAGUUUACGCCGAGACCGUUUAGAUCUACAGUCUAACGGAGGAUCACGCCGUGUGACCUCGCGAUCAUGCUUGACUAUCUAGGGUAAUAUUUACCUUGCGAUUACCUCAGACCUGCGGUAACCUCCUAGGAUACCUCGCAUUUGGUGGUAGAUCUAAACGGGGUAUGAGUUAAUUGCACCGGCUCCUGCCUGAAGGUUCACGCUUGCUGAUUAUAAGGAUAAUGUGUAAAUAUCGAUGAAAGAUAUAGGAAUGGAUUGAAAUAAAAGACAAAUAGGACUAGGGAAAGGUGCACAUGCAAUAUAUUGUGCAAAGCUCUUUAUAGAACCACACUUAUGUAGAUGUACGAUGUUACUAUUUGAUAUCAUGUACAGUAUUUGCAAAUAGAUAUAAAAAUAUAUUUUACUGGAAAAAAAAAUUGUGGGAAAUAUUUGUUACUCAGUCUACAUAAAAUAUGUAUAUUAUAAGAUUUGUUUAGGAAGAAAGGAGAACUUUAUUUGAAGCUGAAAGAGAAAAAAUCAUCUAUUUAAUAUGAAAUUGCCUCAUUUUUUCCCAUAGUGGAUUUGUACUUGAUACACUUUACCUGCAGGUUAAAGAUAAUUUUUCUAUUUUCUAGUUUAUAGAUGAACUUUAUUUGAUGUAUUUUUCUGAACCGAUUGCAUGAUCUAUUGAACUACCAUAAAGAUGUUUUAUCUUUUUACUUCUUAUUGUAUGUAUUUAUGUGGUGAUUGUGAGUGCAUUUCAAAUAAUACUUCUUCAGAAUGCCUAUGAUGUGCGCAUACAUUCGUAAUUCCAAAGCUUCGUUAUUCCGAAGGUUCGAAUAUUCCGAAGGUUCGUUAUUCCGAAGGAUCGUAUUUCCGAAGGUUCGUAAUUCCGAAGGUUCGUUAGUCCGAAAACGAAAUGAGGUUCGUAAUUUCGAAGGUUCGUUAGUCCGAAAACAAAGUGAGGUUCGUAAUUCCGAAGGUUCGUUAAUCCGAAAAAGAAACGAGGUUCGUUUGUCCGAAAACUAAAUGGUUAACUAACCUUAUUUCGUUUUCGGACUAACGAACCUUCGGAACAAUGAACCUUAUUUCGUUUUCGGAUGAACGAACCUUCGGAACAAUGAACCUUAUUUCGUUUUCGGACAAACGAACCUUCGGAACAUCGAAGCUUAUUUCGUUUUCGGAUUAUCGAACCUUCGGAAUAACGCCACAAAUGUUCGGAUUAACGAAACCUUUUACGUUUUCGGAUUAACGAACAUCGAGGUAUAGGCAAUUUGCGUGUUUCGGAAUUACGAACCUUCGGAAUAAAGAACCGUCGGAAUUAUGAACCUUCGGAAUUACGAAGUGUAACCAUGAUGUGUGGUAAAUAUGAAAUGUCCAUUUUGGAAAAAAAAAUAUCAUUAUCAUGUCAAAAUGAGACGCACCAUAUGAUGUUCUGCAGAUGUGUAUGAUAUAAUCAUUGUCAGAAUGGUCAUGUUUAUAUAAAAUCAGCACUAUUUUGAUCAGUGUUUGGUGAUCGUUGAUGUCCUCGGCAUAUAUGCGGAUUCAUCAAUUUCUGUUGAUUAUUUAUUGACUGUUCAUUAAAGUGGAUCAAAGAGUUUAUACAAAAACAAAAACAUCAACAAAAAUAAGUUUUUUAUAAAAAAAAAAAAUCCUACAUUGUUUUGUUUAUUUCCAUGUGCUCAGCAUACAUGCAAAAUCACAAACCUUUGUCGAUUAUUUAUUCAUUUUUUCAUGAAAAUUCAACAAAAUUGUCCAACAUUCUUUGAUGUACUAUCAUGUUUUUAGCAAAAGUGCAAAUCACCAACUGCUGUUAAUCAUUUU